This is a messenger RNA of Coniophora puteana RWD-64-598 SS2, 1428 nucleotides long. RefSeq lists its product as uncharacterized. The transcript is spliced from 4 exons. Bases 129 to 1313 code for a protein of 394 amino acids. Lineage: Eukaryota; Fungi; Basidiomycota; Agaricomycetes; Boletales; Coniophoraceae. The record is from RefSeq and is a predicted model, not a curated record.
CCAACUUUGACGACCUUCUGUCUGCUCUCUUGACCGCUUCUCUGUUUCCCCAUGUCUCCGGAGUUCUUGUCAUUGUGAUAUUUGUGCUUUCCCGAGCUCGUGGCUUGAGGCAAUCAGACAGAGCGCUAAUGGUUGCGGAUCGUUUGCGAGAGGUCAUACUGUCAAUUCUGUCCGUGGAUGACACCGCGCUCCAAACAACAGCACAAACCGCCGAUCACUCCGUCGACCAAGCCCGUCCACAUUCGCCUGACACGACCGCAAAUCUGCCCACUGCAGAGGUUCAGCGCCUCAAAUUUCAGCUCACACGCUCUGAUGCGGACGUUCACGUCCUCGCAACCGAGCUCGGAUGGACCAAAGGCCACCUCGCGUCCCUGUCCACCGAGCUGACCACCCUGCGCGGUGCAUACACCCGCCAGCGCUCCGCCUACAAAACCGACCUCGCGCACAAAUCAGUGGAAAUGCAUCAUCUCCACGCCGACCUCGGCGCGUCCACCUCCCGCGCUGGGGCUUUACAAGUAGCGCUGGACGAAUCGCGCGCAGGCGCCGAAGCGCUCGCGGAGCGCUCAGAGGGAGCCGAGCAGGCGUUCGCCGCGCUGCAGGACGUCGCCGAGCAGUCCGGCCGGCGGGUGGACGAGCUGAGUGGGGAGGUGGCGAGAGCGAAGACGGAGCUUGAGGCUGAGCGGCGUGCUACGCGUGUGUGCGUUUGCAGACACCCUCCUCCUGCGUUGAGGGAGUCUUGCGGCGUUCAGACAGAUCUUGGGGUGCUUGAGCCCAAGCCCCCUCCGGCGGUGAGGGUGUCCUGCGGCGUUCAAUCUGACCGUGUGCUGCCAGUGCUUCAGCCGAUAGGCAAGGAGAGUGGCCUCGCUCUGUUGGAGCGACCGAAACCUUCCUUGUUGCUAGGGGGCAAAGCUAAAACGCCGUCGUCGGCGAGCACCGAGUCCACACACCCCAAGCCUCCUUCCGAGGGGCCUCUCCCUAACCCCUGGGACAAGUCGCCAUCGCCUCCAUCUCACGCACACCCUCCCUCGCUUCUCCCUUCGUCAAUACACGGUUUGAGAGGGUCUGGACUUUCAAGAAUACCGAGAUUCGCCUCCGGGAAUGACAGUGACUCGAGCGGAUCUCUCAGUCCUAUGUUGAGCCCCAAUCUCUCCUCGCCAAGCUCUCCUGCAACGAGCGUGGAAGGCAGCAACUUCGCUUCAUUUACAUUGCCUCGUCUUCCCAAACCCACGGAUGAACCAAGUUUGCGCACAGCAAACGCUCAGCCUCGGUCUGCUCGCGUUCGGCCUGCGCAUGGUGCACGACGUCUUCGUUAGCUGCUUCACGCCUGUAUUUCAUUUCAUUUCUCGGUCAUUUUCCGUUUGCUAUAAGUCUAGGAUAACUUGCUGUUACCGCAGUUUUCUUUGAAGUAAAAAAUGGUAUUAUUCUCCG